This is a messenger RNA of Schizophyllum commune H4-8, 1143 nucleotides long. RefSeq lists its product as uncharacterized. NCBI's taxonomy places the organism in Eukaryota, Fungi, Basidiomycota, Agaricomycetes, Agaricales, Schizophyllaceae. Gene Ontology annotation, molecular function: fatty acyl-CoA hydrolase activity. Bases 493 to 1143 code for a protein of 216 amino acids. The record is from RefSeq and is a predicted model, not a curated record. The transcript is spliced from 5 exons.
UGCUCGGCAGCGCGCCUAUCCUCAAACUGCCGUCUGCUCAUGCUACUAAUCGGAGGGCUCCGUCUGACUACGAGCUUCUUGCUCGAACGAUACAGACUUCCUCCGUUCAUGCUACUCUGUUGUUCGGUGACCUCGCAACUUGUACCGUAUACUGCACGGCUAUUCGUCAAGAACGCGAGCUUUACUUGGCUUUCUCUACCUGACCGCGCGCAGCAACGCAAGGCCAUUAUCCCCUCGUUGGCUAGGUUCGCCUGACAAGUAAGCUCAGGCUUCGCGCAAAUCACUAGGAGACCGAGUAUUCAGGUCGAAGCCGUUACAGCGGCCAUGCGCGCUCCGCGGAAGGACCUCAUGCUUCAUCUCACCUGGCUUAAGUAGACGUUGGGAUCCGUUGCGAGCCUGACUGAGCUCCACUGCUCUUCGUCUUGGCCCCUCACCUCACCUCAUCGCUCGAGCCUUGUCCGUGUACACCAUACUCCAUCUUCCACACCGAGCAUGUCGACCUCGAACAGCCACCCUCGCGGUGCCUCACCGACCUCCUUCCCCGCCACUCCCGCGUCGAAGGCGCCUUCUUCCGCGGAUGGCGAUCCCAACACCUUCAUCCGCACGCUGCGUACGUCGCCGGAGGUGGAGGCGAGCCUCGAGAGCAUCGCGGGUAACGUCCCGGAGGCGGACAAGCGGAUCUGCGCGAAUGCGCUCGCCUUCUUCGUGAGCACGCCCGCGCGGUCGUAUGGCGCGGAUGUCGGUCGGCGCUUGAAGAUUCGGGAGAUGAGCCUCAGCGAAAGCCCUCCUCGGUGCGAGGUGGUGCUGGAGAUUGAGGUGACGAGAGACAUGUGCAAUGUCUACGAGACGCUGCACGGCGCGUGCGCAGCAUACAUCGUCGACCCGUGCUCCGUGGCGUCACUCAUCGGGCUCGGAUUAGCGGUCGGCGUCGACGGCACGGGCGUAUCGCAGAGCAUGAAUCUGACGUGGCACGAGCCCGCGCCUCUGGGUACCACGCUGCGCGUCGUCUCGACUUCCAUCUCUGUUCAAGGGCGUAUACGGACCGCGCGGUGCGAGAUAUGGGAUCGCGAAUGCAAGAAGCUCUUCAUCUCCGCCGUCCAUAGCACCGUCAAACCUUCGCCCUCGCGAGGUAUGAAGCUAUAG